AUGACAGCCACGGCCGCCGUGCCACUCUUCUCCUCACGAGCUUCUUCUUCGCUGCUCUCCACGUCUCUUCGAAUCCAGAUGCCAAACCUCUCCUAUCAUUCAAAGCGACGUUGGACGCGUCCAACAAGCUCACCACCUGGAACUCCACCUCCGUUGACCCGUGCACCUGGACCGGCGUCUCCUGCACCAACAACCGAGUCUCUUGACUCGUCCUCGAGAACCUCGACGUCCGCGGCUCCCUCCGUAACAUCUCUCUCUCGUCUCCACCGUUUCGAUCUGUCCUACAACAACCUAUCCGGCGAGAUUCCCGCAACGGUCAACCAUUUAAACCAUCUUCUCACUCUCCGGCUCGAGGAGAACCGGUUCUCCGGUUCGACUUCGGGUCUGACCCUGCCGAAUCUGCAGGACCUCAAUGUGUCUGCGAACCGUUUGACCGGCGAAAUACCCAAGUCCUUUUCGACUUUCCCUAUAACCGCUUUCGCUCAAAACCCGGGUCUAUGCGGGUCUCCGAUGCAGAGCUGCAAGGGUACAUCAAACGACCCGACCCGGCCUGGAUCCGACGGAGCCAUUGCGUCUCCUGUAAUGCCUGCUGCUAACCCAACCGUCGUAGCGUCGUCGCCGAGUUCGUUACCCGGGAACUCAGCGCCGAACAAAUCGGGAAAUCCUCACCGAAGUGGUAGCGCGAAAAUGAGUCCGGAGGCUCUAAUCGCCAUUAUAGUUGGCGACGCUUUGGUUCUCGUGCUGGUUUCGCUGCUACUGUACUGCUACUUCAGGGGGAAUUUCAGCGCCAAAAUGCGGCAGGGCAAGGGCGGCUCGAAGCUUCUAGAAACUGAGAAGAUCGUGUACUCGUCGAGCCCCUACUCCGCCGCCCAACCGGUGUUCGAGCGGGGACGGAUGGUGUUCUUCGAAGGAGUCAAGCGUUUCGAGCUCGAGGACCUGCUCAGGGCCUCGGCGGAGAUGCUGGGGAAAGGCGGGUUUGGGACGGCGUACAAGGCGGUUCUCGACGAUGGCAAUGUGUUGGCGGUUAAGAGGCUCAAGGAUGCUCAGAUUGGCGGGAAGACACAGUUCGAGCAGCACGUGGCGAUGCUGGGGCGGCUCAGCCAUCCCAACAUUGUGAGCUUGAGGGCUUAUUACUUCACCAGGGAGGAGAAAUUGUUGGUAUACGAUUACAGCCCAAUGGCAGCCUGUUCUAGGUUCUCCACGGUCAAACGGGGUCAAAAUUAG
Messenger RNA from Pyrus x bretschneideri (Chinese white pear), 1224 nucleotides. Its product is annotated as probable leucine-rich repeat receptor-like protein kinase At1g68400. Gene Ontology annotation, molecular function: protein binding; ATP binding; protein kinase activity. The record is from RefSeq and is a predicted model, not a curated record. Gene Ontology annotation, biological process: protein phosphorylation. The transcript is spliced from 3 exons. NCBI's taxonomy places the organism in Eukaryota, Viridiplantae, Streptophyta, Magnoliopsida, Rosales, Rosaceae. Bases 1 to 1224 code for a protein of 407 amino acids.